GGUAGGGAAUACAAAUUAACCGUGCCACAAAACCAUUUAGGUUGUGGCAAAUGUUUAGAGUGGCGUUCAGAAAAUCUUAACAAUUAUUUGUUCCCUCUCUCUACUUGCAGUUCUUUCCUCGUUAUUUCUUAGCUAAAGUAGCAACUCGAAUAUUCAUCAGAAACCUUAUCAUUGGGAAAAGAAUGACAGGCGUAGAGACAAUGGGAAAAAAUGAGAAUCAAAGUGUGGAAAAAAAUGAGAAAAGUGUCAUAGAUGAGGAGCCAAAGAUUAACUACAGAGGAUGGAAAGUCAUGCCCUUUAUCAUUGGGAAUGAAACUUUUGAGAAGCUAGGAACCAUUGGAACCUUAGCCAACCUCUUGGUCUAUCUCACAACCGUCUUCAACUUGAGCAGUCUUACAGCUACAAAUAUUAUUAACAUCUUCACUGGCAGCGCCAGUUUAUCUACCUUGCUUGGGGCUUUUCUUUGUGACACUUAUUUUGGCCGCUACAAGACACUGGGAUUCUGCACAAUUGCUUCUUUUCUGGGGUUGCUUGUUAUACAACUAACAGCAUGGAUUAAGAAAAUGCAUCCACCUCACUGUGGAAGUGAGAGCAUCACAUGCACAGGCCCAACCACAGGGCAAAUGACAUUUCUGCUUGCUGGAUUUGGACUUCUAAUUGUGGGAGCUGCAGGGAUCAGACCUUGUAACUUAGCAUUUGGAGUUGAUCAGUUCAACCCCAACACUGAGUCUGGAAAAAAGGGAAUCAACAGCUUCUUCAAUUGGUACUUCUUUACCUACACAUUUGCUCAAAUGGUGUCUUUGUCACUAAUUGUCUACAUACAGUCAAACGUUAGCUGGGCAAUAGGGUUGGGAAUUCCUGCGGCUUUGAUGCUAAUCUCUUGCACACUCUACUACACGGGAAGCAAUUAUUACGUGAAAGUUAAAGCAACUGGUCCAGCUCCACUAACAAGUUUAGCUCAAGCUGUAGUUGUGGCUAUAAAGAAAAGAAGACUGAAUCUAUCAGAAUAUCCACUGGAUUCUUCGCUCUUUGCCUAUGUUUCUCCCCAGUCUAUUAACUCCAAGCUUCUUCACACGUCUCAGUUCAGGUUCCUAGACAAAGCUGCAAUUAUAACCCCACAAGACGGCAUAAACCCAGACGGGUCUGCAUCAGAUCCUUGGAGUCUUUGCAGCAUGCAACAAGUGGAAGAGCUAAAAUGCUUGCUGAGAGUGAUCCCCAUUUGGUUCGCAGGAAUUUUCUUCUACAUUGCAAUAGUCCAACAGAACACAAUGCUGGUCUUCCAAGCCCUUCAAUCCGACAGACGCAUUCUCAGCACCAACUUCAAGAUCCUAGCAGCCUCCUACACCAUCUUCCAGAUGCUGAGCCUAACCAUAUGGCUACCCAUCUACGACCGAAUCCUCGUGCCGUCGCUCCAAAGGGUCACCAAAAAAGAGGGUGGCAUCACAGUUCUUCAAAGAAUAGGCUUUGGCAUGUUCCUCUCUAUACUAUGCACAAUGGUGUCUGGUGUAGUGGAAGAAAGAAGAAGGACAUUGGCUUUGACCAAUCCUAUUGGAUUAGAGCCAAGAAAAGGUGCCAUUUCUUCAAUGUCAGGUCUAUGGUUGGUUCCUCAGCUAACACUGGCAGGGUUAUCUGAUGCAUUCGCGAUUGUGGGACAAGUUGAGUUUUUCUACAAACAGUUUCCAGAGAACAUGAAAAGCCUUGCAGCGUCUCUAUUUUUCUGUGGCCUCGCGGGAUCAAGUUAUUUGAGUAGUUUGCUGAUUUCUAUUAUCCAUAGGGCGACAGCUAAAUCUUCAACUGGGAAUUGGUUACCUCAGGAUCUCAAUAAGGGGAGAUUGGAUUAUUUUUAUUACAUUAUAACUGCUCUAGAAGUCGUUAAUUUCGGUUACUUUAUAUUGUGUGCCAAGUGGUAUAAAUACAAAGGGACUGGUUCUAGCAGCAGUGGUGACCUUCAACUCGAUCAAGUAUCCAAACCAUCCGAAAGAACUGUUAACACUGUCUAGUGGUUCUCAUUUAAACCUGUGGUUAUAUUAAGUACUUAGCUUUAAGUUUUGUGGUUUAUAAUGAUGUUAUUUUACUGAUCGUCUUUCAUACAGAAUGUCUGUAAUCUUAAACCUAAAAAAAUGGUUGAGCUUACGGUUCAUAAUGUUUCUUUAGAAAGAACAAAUAAGGUAGUCUUUCUUUAUUUUUAGGAUUGGAUUGGGGAAAUAGUUUUAUUGUAAACCUUCUUGUUUUUUUUAGUAUUGAUAGCUUGCCUUUAGUGAAACCAAAAAAAUAUAUGAAUUUAUUGAAAUGUACUUUGAUUUAGACGCUGUAGCAGUAUUGGAAGGAGACAGAUGUUCAAGGAAUGAGAUGCACUCAAAAUAUUUUAUUUA
Molecule: messenger RNA, 2372 nt
Organism: Glycine soja
Lineage: Eukaryota; Viridiplantae; Streptophyta; Magnoliopsida; Fabales; Fabaceae
Product: protein NRT1/ PTR FAMILY 2.9-like
Exons: 4
Coding region: 183-2000 (605 amino acids)
Biological process (GO): transmembrane transport
Cellular component (GO): plasma membrane
Molecular function (GO): transmembrane transporter activity
Source: RefSeq, a predicted model, not a curated record